AUGCCCAUUGAGUUCCAAGGAGCAAUUUUUCCAGCGGAAUUGAUGGAACGGCCGUUUGGCGAAUUCGACCUUAUUUUGGGCAUGCAUUGGUUGGUGAAACACCGAGCUAGGUUGGACUGUGCUGCUAAGCGUAUGGUAUUAAAGACUAUUGAGGAUGAGGAGGUGGCUAUGAUUGAAGAGCGAAAGGACUUUUUUUCUAAUGUGAUCUCUGCUUUAAGGGUCGAAAAACUGGUUCGCAAGGGUUGUGAGGUGUUUCUAGCUUAUAUUAAUAUAUCUGAAGCUGAGGGUCCUUCUGUUGGAGAUGUUAGAACUAUUAAGGAGUUUUUCGAUGUUUUUCCUAAUGAACUCCCUAGGUUGCCUCCGAACCGCGAAAUUGAAUUUGGAAUUGAGCUUCUGUCAGUAACAACUCCAGUGUCUAUUGCCCCUUACAGGAUGGCACCGAAGGAGGAGAAACAAUUGUAUGCUAAGUUCAGCAAGUGUGAGUUCUGGCUGCUAGAAGUGACAUUUCUGGGUCACGUGGUGUCUGUCAAGGGGAUUAGGGUUGAUCCUCGAAAAAUUGAAACUGUACUGGAUUGGAAACCACCUAGGACCGUAUCUGAGAUUCGAAGCUUUCUGGGUCUGCCAGAGUCUGGGAAGGAAUUCACUGUUUACAGUGAUGCAUCACAUGUUGGUUUGGGUUGUGUGCUAAUGCAAGAGGGUAGGGUAGUUGCUUAUACGUCUCGAAAGCUGAAGCCUCACGAGGCCAAUUGCCCUACUCACGACUUGGAGUUAGCUGCGGUGAAGGAGUUGAAUCUUAGGCAGCAAAGAUGGAUAGAGCUUCUUCAAGACUAUGAUUCCUCAAUUAAAUACCAUCCUAGUAAGGCUAACAUGGUAGCUGACGCAUUGAGCCAUAGGGCUGUAAAUGAUUUGAGAGCGUUAUUUACUCGUCUUAGCCUGUUUGAUGAUGGUAGCUUGCUGGCAGAGUUACAGCAAGUGAAGGCUGAACAUCAAUUACCUUCAGGGUUACUCCAGCCAGUUAAAAUUCCACUUUGGAAGUGGGAGAGAGUAACCAUGGAUUUUGUGAGUGGGCUACACUUGACGCCUACUAAGAAGGAUUCAGUACGGAUAGAUGGUCAAUCUGAGAGGGUGAUUCAAAUUCUAGAGGAUAUGUUAAAGUGUUGUGUAGUGGAUUUUCGAGGCAACUGGGAAGAUUAUUUGCCGCUAGCAGAGUUUGCGUACAAUAAUAGCUAUCAGUCCAAGUUGGUUACUGAUACCGAAGAGAAUGUAAAACUGAUUCAAGAUCGGUUGAAUGAAGCGUCGGAUAGGAAAAACUCUUAUGCGGAUCUUAAACACCAAGAGAUUGAGUAUUUUAUGGGGGAUUAUGUGCUUUUCAAGGUUUCUCUUUGGAAGAAGAUACUCAGGUUUGGACAGAAGGGUAAGCUUAGCCUUAGGUUCAUUGGGCCUUAUCGUAUACUGAAGCGUGUGAGACCGGUCGCUUAUCAACUUGAGUUGCCUCCAGAAUUAGACCGAAUUCAUGAUGUGUUUCAUGUCUCCAUGCUGAGACGUUACCGCUCUGAUCCCACACACAUUGUUCGAGUUGAGGAAAUCGAGGUUAGGCCGAAUUUGACCUUCAAGGAGGAACCAGUGCAGAUUUUGGACCGUGAGGUUAGAGUACUGAGAAAGAAAUCUAUUCCCUUAGUCAAGGUGCUAUGGAGUAAUCACAGUUCAUAG
This is a messenger RNA of Gossypium raimondii (Peruvian cotton), 1710 nucleotides long. RefSeq lists its product as uncharacterized. The transcript has 7 exons. Gene Ontology annotation, molecular function: nucleic acid binding. Lineage: Eukaryota; Viridiplantae; Streptophyta; Magnoliopsida; Malvales; Malvaceae. The record is from RefSeq and is a predicted model, not a curated record. The coding region runs from base 1 to 1710 and encodes 569 amino acids.